Messenger RNA from Lycium barbarum (goji berry), 859 nucleotides. RefSeq lists its product as uncharacterized. Lineage: Eukaryota; Viridiplantae; Streptophyta; Magnoliopsida; Solanales; Solanaceae. The record is from RefSeq and is a predicted model, not a curated record. The transcript has 2 exons. The coding region runs from base 79 to 747 and encodes 222 amino acids.
UGACCUACAGCCACAUCCACUAUGCACGUCUCUUUUUGGUCGGUUGAACUUGAAAGAAGCAACUGGUAAUAAUAAGAAAUGGAAAGGGUGGAGAAAGUGGAACUCAUACAGAAAACAAUCAACCAAUUAAUAGAACAAGAACAAGUUCAAUCCAAAACAUGUCAUCUUCUUGAUGAGAGCUGCUUUGUUGCCGUUAAUAACAUCAUCCACAAACAUGAUGAUGAUGAUGAUGAUGAAGCCCAGCACCGCCACCAACUCCUCUCUCAACUUCUAAAUCAACUGGAUUCUUUAAAAGAAGAAACCCCACUUGAUCAAAUGAAUCAAUCAGCCAACUUGCAAGAAACUCCAUCAAUAAAGAAAGUUGAAGAAGCUGAAGAUGAUGUUGAAGUCAGAGAAAAAGAAGAAAAGGUUGUGAAAGAGCUAAGGAAGAUUCAAAAGCAGAAUUUUAUCACUCAUUGCCUUUUAUCAGCCAUGAUUGUCCUCACUGUGACAUGGCAACUAUCUGAGGUCUCACUCAUUUUAAAAAUGAAAGAUGGAUUAAAACAUCCCCUUAGAUCCAUGGGUAUUAUGCUCACAGGCUGGAUUAAGGGUCCUAAACCCGUAUUAAAUGGUCACGAAGGCGAUCUAAACCACUCUACGAAGCAACUAAAACAUAAAGUUGAGGCUAUGCAUCUCCCAAAGAUAAAAGUACCAGAUUUUCCCCAUAUGGAGUUGCCAUCUAUGGAUUUCAUCAAUGAAGAAGAAUAGCAUUCUGCUUUCAGUUUAUUAUUUCAAUUUCUAAACAGCAACUUGUGCAUGUAAUAGCUUGUACAUUGUAUGGAUAUAAGGGUCAAUAAGGAUUGGUUUGGUUAUGCAUGGA